This is a messenger RNA of Necator americanus (New World hookworm), 894 nucleotides long. RefSeq lists its product as uncharacterized. The coding region runs from base 1 to 894 and encodes 297 amino acids. The record is from RefSeq and is a predicted model, not a curated record. The transcript has 9 exons. Lineage: Eukaryota; Metazoa; Nematoda; Chromadorea; Rhabditida; Ancylostomatidae.
AUGUGGUUGGUUCUGCUUCCUUUAAUGAAGAUCAUUGCUCGUUUCCACCGCGACAAUGUUAGAUUACAUAAUUUUUCUGGAACAACGAAACCGUCAACUGUGUAUCCAUUUUCUAUUGUUAUAUUAUUGCUAACAACAGUAACGGAGUCCUUGGAAAUGCUUGAAGAAAAUGAUGGGGCUGUUAUCACAGCGAAUCAAAAAGAAAGCAGUUCUCUUAUUUAUUCUACACUUGAAGAAAGUGAAGAGUUUGGGACCAUAGCGAGUCAAGAAGAAAGCACUUCUACAAUUUAUCCUACAACAAUGACGAUAGAAACAACGUCCGCAAUAAUUUCCUCAUCAAGAAAAAACUAUGAAAAGACAAAUGGAGCACCAACGUCUUCGUGGACAGUUCCUGAUCGACGAGUCCAAUUGCUAAACGGAGACGAAGAACGUAUGCCGGUCAUCAUUGUUUUUAUCAUUGCGGUGAUGCUGGUUCUUUGUGUCGCAUCGAUGUUCGCUUAUGGUUUUGCAUUUUUUAGAAGGAAUAAUUCGAAGAUUUAUUCAGAACCUAAAAGAAGAAGAGUCAUCACAACGUCGAAGAAAUUGAAACCGAAAUCAAAAGAAACACAAAUAGCAAAACCUAGCAAGGAAGAUCUAAAGCAAAAUGGUCAGCCAGCGAAGCAUACAACCUCGCAGGAAGAAAUUAAAAUUUCAAGUUCAAGUGCCGAAAAUGUAAACGUAGUAUUCGAUAAGACUCAAACUGGUACGAUCGUGGAAACACCUAUUCAGAGGAUGGAGAAGGAAGCAACCGAAGGCAUAAAAGAAGAGACUUUUCGAGAAAAUAGCAGAAUUCUGGGGCUACUGGAAGAAUCGGAAACCGAAACACGAGGAAACUCUCGUGAAAUUAUUAAAUGA